Molecule: messenger RNA, 882 nt
Organism: Lindgomyces ingoldianus
Lineage: Eukaryota; Fungi; Ascomycota; Dothideomycetes; Pleosporales; Lindgomycetaceae
Exons: 3
Coding region: 1-882 (293 amino acids)
Source: RefSeq, a predicted model, not a curated record
AUGCAGCAAGCCCUUACCGCCUUCUUCAUACUCGCGGGCAGCGCCUUCGCGGCACCAAGGCCACAAGCCUCCACUACAUCAUCCGCACCCGCCGCUACCGCCAGCAUUAAAUGUCCGAUCGUUUUCGAUGGCCGUGUCCCUGUUGGCACUGCCGGAACCUUCUUCGAUUCAUCGAACGGCCUCUUUAACCCUGACUACGUCAAAGGUAACGAUCUCAAAUGGUCUGACAUUUUGAAAUUCCCGACUGGCGAAGCGUCGCGAUUUGAUGGCGCGGAGUAUCAAGCGGUGGAGGUGACAUUAAGCGAUAAGAGUAUAUUCCAACAGCAGAAGGGUUUUCGGAGAGCGGGGUUGCAAUUCAUUCAGGAUAGUAGUACCGGGCCAGGGACGACGGGGGUCAAAACGUUGCAUUUUAGUGUGAGGCAGGAUACUGCGAAGCCGUUGAAUUUGACGCAUGAAUAUUUGAACGUCUGGCACGAAGCCGCCGACUACUCGGCCGACCAAAUCAUGUUCCAAACGGGUCAAAUCAUCGGAAAAUCUGCCAGCGACAAGAAUAACUUCAAGAUUCUCGACCGAGCCGGCAAAUCGCUAUACUCGGUCGCAAUGGAAAAGACCGCCUGGCAGAACUUUGCCAUCAAGCUUGACUACUCUAAGAACCAAGUCCAAAUAUACUACUCCGUUGGCCAAAAUCCACUCAAAUCCGUCGCAGGUCCUUCGUCCGCAGAUCUUUCUGGCCAAGGUCAAUUUCAGAUGGGUAUUUUAAAGAAGCCUACCGGAACCUCAGAUGUUGUGAAUGCCGGCUACCAGGAGAGUAAGUUGAAUGAGGGGCAAAUUUAUGGGGGAUUGUUCCUUGAAGAUAGCGCGAGUGGGUGCGUGUCCUUGUAG